Messenger RNA from Chinchilla lanigera (long-tailed chinchilla), 504 nucleotides. Its product is annotated as epididymal-specific lipocalin-5-like. The coding region runs from base 2 to 430 and encodes 142 amino acids. NCBI's taxonomy places the organism in Eukaryota, Metazoa, Chordata, Mammalia, Rodentia, Chinchillidae. The record is from RefSeq and is a predicted model, not a curated record. Gene Ontology annotation, molecular function: small molecule binding. The transcript has 6 exons.
CAUGAAGGCAGGGGCCCCUGCCAAGGACCCCGAGGCGGAGAAGAUAGGGGGAGUGGUGCUCCAGCUGGAGAACGGUUCCCUGAUCCUGACUGCCGCCCAUUAUGAGGACCACUGCGUGGUGGAGAAGACCACAGCCACAAAGAAGGUCGUUCCAGGGACAUUCACCAUCAUCAGGGAGGGUGGUAAAGGAAACAAAGAGGUCCAGGUCCUGAGCACUGACUACAAGACCUACGCUGUCAUGGACAUCCAUUUCAUGAUGGACAACGUCAGCCAUCAAGUCAUGAAACUUUACAGCCGGAGUUUGGACCACAAUGAGAAGGCCCUGGAGAAGUUUCAUGAAGUGGCCCAGGAGCAUGGGUUCAAGGAGCCGGACUUCCAUCUGCUCAAGAAUGACACUGCCUGUGUGACGGCGCUGCAGGGGCCGGUGUAGAGCAGCUCCUGCCCAGGACUCACCUCUCCUGCCCUGCCCAGAGGCCGUCUACCCCUGCCCCCAAUAAAACCCAC